Messenger RNA from Opisthorchis viverrini, 438 nucleotides. RefSeq lists its product as hypothetical. The transcript has 3 exons. Bases 1 to 438 code for a protein of 145 amino acids. NCBI's taxonomy places the organism in Eukaryota, Metazoa, Platyhelminthes, Trematoda, Opisthorchiida, Opisthorchiidae. The record is from RefSeq and is a predicted model, not a curated record.
AUGAAAUUGCAGAAUGUUUGUAUCCAACUGCCUGUAUACUCACCAGGAGAAUACGUCCGAGUACCUGUCCUACCCGUCCGCAUAUUUGUUACGGCACCAAGCGCCGGCUGCAAACCUUCGACGAACUGGUCGGACAGCAACUGGCGUCGCGACACUCCGUCCAGCGUCGGCAAAGCGCGAUCCAACAACUGCUGCAGGCCGUUGAAGAACACGGUCGGGUCAGAUCCGGGUGCCAUCCUGGCCGCCUUGAACUGCCUCAUAGCCUCCUGGCGGUCGGCCGGCGUGUCGAACUACGCGGAGGCUGCUGGUAUGGAUACCGACCGGGGGAAAUCAUUUAAAUCGGCCGAUCAGAAGUGGCCUUUUAUUGGGGCCAGCAUGUCGAUAGAGGCGAUGUUUGGCCGUAACCACGCGGCCCUUUUUAAGCAACAGUUUCUUUAA